Rubroshorea leprosula is the source of this 1580-nucleotide messenger RNA. The record is from the annotation of a GenBank genome assembly. NCBI's taxonomy places the organism in Eukaryota, Viridiplantae, Streptophyta, Magnoliopsida, Malvales, Dipterocarpaceae.
GAACGAGAAGAACCACCACUUUCCAGAACAAGCCGCGUAGUGUAGAGCCGACGACGGCAGGUCUUUCCCUUCUCCAUUGAAACACGAGUAAUGGCUGCUGUGGGCGUUGACAGGAAGCAAGCCGAUACGGUGGCGCCAGAGAUGUGCACGGUCAAAGCUGGGGCCAAGCAAGGAGAAGGCCUCAGACAAUACUAUCUCCAGCAAAUCCACGAGCUCCAGCUUCAGGUCCGUCAGAAAACUGAUAACCUCAAUCGCCUUGAAGCCCAGCGCAACGACCUCAAUUCCCGCGUAAGAAUGCUCAGAGAAGAACUGCAGCUGCUUCAGGAGCCUGGAUCGUAUGUUGGUGAGGUUGUGAAAGUUAUGGGUAAAAAUAAGGUCUUAGUUAAGGUUCAUCCAGAAGGGAAAUAUGUUGUUGAUAUUGAUAAAAGCAUUGAUAUCACAAAAAUCACACCAUCAACCAGAGUUGCCCUCCGGAAUGAUAGCUAUGUUCUUCAUUUGAUCUUGCCGAGCAAAGUAGAUCCCUUGGUUAACCUCAUGAAAGUUGAGAAGGUUCCAGAUUCUACAUAUGACAUGAUCGGUGGGCUUGAUCAACAAAUCAAGGAGAUAAAAGAGGUCAUAGAGCUUCCAAUCAAGCAUCCUGAGUUGUUUGAGAGUCUUGGAAUAGCACAACCUAAGGGUGUCCUGCUAUAUGGUCCACCAGGUACAGGGAAAACUUUGUUGGCCAGAGCUGUGGCCCAUCACACUGAUUGUACUUUUAUCAGGGUUUCUGGUUCUGAAUUAGUUCAGAAAUAUAUUGGAGAAGGUUCAAGAAUGGUCAGAGAACUUUUUGUUAUGGCCAGGGAGCAUGCUCCAUCCAUUAUUUUUAUGGAUGAGAUAGACAGUAUUGGAUCUGCUCGAAUGGAAUCUGGGAGUGGCAAUGGUGACAGUGAAGUGCAGCGUACUAUGUUGGAGCUCCUCAACCAACUUGAUGGAUUUGAGGCAUCUAACAAGAUCAAGGUUCUGAUGGCCACAAACCGGAUUGAUAUCCUGGAUCAAGCACUUCUUAGACCUGGACGUAUUGACAGGAAAAUUGAAUUUCCAAAUCCUAACGAGGAGUCUCGCCUGGAUAUCUUAAAGAUACAUUCAAGAAAAAUGAAUUUGAUGCGUGGGAUUGAUUUGAAGAAGAUUGCUGAGAAGAUGAAUGGUGCAUCUGGUGCUGAGCUUAAGGCUGUGUGCACAGAAGCAGGAAUGUUUGCUUUAAGAGAAAGGCGGGUUCAUGUAACACAGGAGGAUUUUGAGAUGGCAGUGGCCAAGGUAAUGAAGAAGGAGACAGAGAAGAACAUGUCCCUUCGGAAGCUGUGGAAGUGAUUGUGGAAUUUAUGCUGUAUUGUAUUUUCCUCUGUGGAAUGGGACAUAUGAACACGCUUUAUAAGGUUAAACAAGCAUAGUUCUCACACAAAAAGGAUUCCUCUAUAUGUGAUUCCCAUUUUUUUUCCUUCAAACUGGCCAUUCUUGAUUGCUUAAGCAAUACCUGUAGUUUUUAGUUUUUAAUCUAAACGCACACUUGUUAGCCUAAGAUGGAAUAUAGGAUCAAAACUUGA